This is a messenger RNA of Lactuca sativa (garden lettuce), 546 nucleotides long. NCBI's taxonomy places the organism in Eukaryota, Viridiplantae, Streptophyta, Magnoliopsida, Asterales, Asteraceae. The record is from RefSeq and is a predicted model, not a curated record.
AUGAAGCAAGUGAAAGCAAGUUGUUUUAUUGAAGUCAUUGUUAUGUUUUUAUAUGUUAAACUAAGUGGUUUUUUUACCAAAAGACAAAGACCUAAUCCUAAUGAAAGUGGUGAAGAAUGUUCCCAAAUACCAAUCACCAAUCAAUCAAUGCCUUCCGUUUCUAAUCCUAAUGCAACUCCACAAACACAAUGCUCUAACCAACCUAAUGAUAAUGUUGACUUGAAGGAUCUUCCAAAGGACCCGGCGGAUAGGCCAUUGAUUACAAGUUACAAACCAAAUAUAAGAGAUGAUGUAAGAAGAGCAUAUUUGCUUCAAGGACUGUGUCAAGUAAGGGCACAUAAGUUUCCUAAAAAAAUAGGUGAUAGAUUUAGAAGAUUCGUUCCUUCAUGGUUUGAUGACUUUGAUUGGUUGGAAUAUAGUGUGAAAAAGGAUAGUGCAUAUUGUUUAUAUUGUUAUUUGUGUGGGGACCUCAUGGGACAAAAAGGAGGGAGAGAUGCAUUUGUUUCUCAAGGUUUUGAUACUUGGAAUAAAAAAGAUGCAUUUUAG